AUGAACGUCUCGGGCGACGGAGGGGUUUACCGAGGGCCGCGCCCACGCCCAGGGGCAGACUCUUCCUCCAUAUUGGCCACGUCGUCUGGUGCGCUCCCCAAAACUCAAAAUCACAGCCAGUGCUCGGUGGGAAGCGCAGAGGCAUGCAAGGAGGAGGAGAGGCUCAUUGUCGAGGAUGCACUGCGCCGAUUGCCUCAACUCGCCGCGUUCCCGCUACUGUCGAUGUCUCCUCGGGCCUCGAGCCACGUAAAUGAUGCACUGGUCGAAAACUCGUCUUUCGACUCGCGUCAAGGUACCUCGUACCAUCUGGCAGCGGACGAGGAGGCGCUGCUGCUGCAGGAGCUGGUGAACAUCACCGCCGGCGCCGCACCAUUCAUGUCCACUGCCGCUCAGGAGGAGCAGGCCACCGGCGGCUCCGAAAAAAGGCCCGACGAGGCUGCUACUCUGCUGGGUAGCAGGGAAACAGGCACACAGGUACCAGCAGCAACAGCCACUGCAAAUGGUGAUUCCACCUCCAGCGCACCGAAAGUGUCGGCAAGCGAACCCGCCGCCACUUCCCCGGCUGCUUUGUCUGUUCAUGCCUCGACUCACACGGGCAAAGGUGCCAGCUCGUCAAAGCGAAGGCGCGCCGUCGCGCCACCCACAUCUUCCAAGACGGCGGUGCUGAAAGAGGAGCAGGACAUCCUCGAUGCCAUUCUCGCUGCUGUGGACGGUCAGCAGUCCAGCGUCAGUGGUGAUCUGCUGGGCGAAACGUCGGCGGCGGCGGGGGCUGAAGCGGCGGCAACUUCCGCUGACAGCGAUGAGGAGAUAGACGAGGUGGACCUGGUGCUGGGGCAGGCGAAACAGCUGACCUCAUCGACCGUGCUGUGCGAAACUCAGCGUGGUGAGGUGGUACUGCACGUUCACGAGCACAUGGCGCUUCGCUGCAAACUGGCGGACCUGCGCAAAGCGGCCGGGGAACCGACGUGUGUGGCUGUGGCAGAGUCCUUCGAUAUAAGUGCCAGGGCGCCGACGCACGCAAGCACCGCUUCACCGGCGGCUCACACUCCGUCGUGGUCGCUCAGAUGCGCCAUGGGCACAUCGCUCGGCGUCGUUGUCCUCUUCGAUCGCCGAUGGACGGUGCUUGGCAUAUGCGGCACCGUGGAGGCGAGCGUCGGGAAUGCCCGUGGCGCCGUCGUCUCCCUGUCACUCUGCACCCCCACCGCUGCUCUUGGUGGAGCCGAUGAGACAUGCGAUGGGCGAACGGCGGCCACCGGCCACGCAAGAGGCACGUUUGUUCUCUGGUCGCUGCACACGUUCUCCCCUCUGCGAGUCGUGUCCGAUGAGAGCAGGGUGCCGGUGCUGCGUGUGAUGCACCUGCAUCGGGACCCGACACGCAUUCUCGUCCUGGACAGCAGCGGUGCCGCGAGGUUUUUUCAGUUUUGGAAAGUGAUGGCGAAGUACGUGUUGCGCGCCACCACCGUCACCUCCGCUUCAGCGGCCGCGCCGAUCAGUGACAUUGAUACGUUGCCGUGUCCCAGCAGCUUCUACAUGGCCAAUCUGGAAACGCUGAAGCAGCACAUGCCGUGCAGCAACGGAGAGGAAAGCGAUGGCGACGUCAGCGCACCGUGGCUAUGCGCACCCCCACCGCUUCCACCGUCAGCGGCCACCGCGGCAGGCAUCUCGCGGACGGCGUGGCCCACGAUCGCUGGCAAACACUUUGUCGCCACGGUGAGUCAUGACGCGGUGCUGGUGUACGUUGUCGACACAGGAUUGCAGGGCACCGUCACAGGCGUGGCGCGCCAUAGCCACCCACCCUCGUCGGCGCUCAGUAACGAGCUCGUUCGGUUUGUCGUGAUGGAGGUAGAGAGGUCGACGCCGCGGCUGCUGCUGUGCGUCUCUUGGAACACCGAGGUGGAGCUGCUGUUGAUGAAUCUGCGCGUCCCAGAGCCGAGCGGCAGCGGGAAGACGGCAGCGGCAGAGCCGAUGAUGGAAGGCCUGGAGCGGCUUACCCUGCUCCGGUUGUCGGCACCGCUGGUGCAGAUGGUUCCGCUGGCGGGGUGCAGCGUGCUUUUGUGCGACCAAAACAACCACGCUCAUCUCAUGGACGCAUCCGUGGCGGCUAUGGUGGAGCGGCACCGCUUUGGCUCUCUCGAGUACGUUGGCUUCGCAAGCCGUCUGUGUGGCGUCAAAUACCACGGGACCGCCGCGUCGAACCGCGCCGCGGCUUUGCUGAUGGGCAAAGAGCACGCCUACGGCCUCUCGCUUCGUUCGUGGAGGGAGAGGCUGUCCUCACUUCUAGCGCGCCGCAAGUACACCCAGGCGCUGGACCUCGCGAAAGGGUUUGCCGAGGAAGUGGCGCUCUCCACGGUCGGCUUCAGCAGCAACGCCGCGAACUGCCGCCGCGAACUGCAUCAGUUCAUGGAGCGCAUCCUCAUCGCAUACGUGGAGAGCCGUCUCGCUGUGUUGCCGAGGACCGAAGCGACAGGCAAGAGCAGUGGUGGACCGCCAAAGCAGUCAGCAGGAAACAGUGACCCUGUUUGCGGGACCGAGUUCCUUCUUGACGUGCUACAGCAGAUUGCAUUCUACUGCAGCGCCGUCGACGGAUUAAACUUGCUGUAUGGCCCCGUCGCCCUCGCACUUCAGCAUCAGGGGCUGCUUUCGCACCUGCUGUACGUACUAGAGCAGUGUAUGCGGCACGGCAUCAUCACGUACAUGCCCGAGACGCUGAUUGAGCGUUUCAUUUAUCUGUUCCUCGAUGAUGCUGAACUCGAUGCGGUGGAGGUGGCGCUGGGAGUGCGGCCGCUAGCACCACGCGAUGGAAAGGAAGCGCGAGGCGACGUACUCGAUGCGGAUUCAGCCGUGAAGAUAAGCGGUAGGGACCGUGUGGAGCUCGCCCUCAUGUCCCUCGACUCGGGCGCUCCUAGUUUGCUGCGGCUUGCGCAAGAGCACGGUUUGGUACGCCUCACUGUGACCAUCUUGUCACUGCGGCAGCAGCGCUAUGUCGACGCGCUGGCGUACGCGUUGGACGAGGAGCAGAAAGCAGACGAGGGCCUUCACGGGAGUGACCGUGGCCCAGAGGUCUGUGCGCCACGGGUACCGAAGUGUCCAAGUCUUUUUGACUCACCCGACGCCGCCUCGGUGGCUGUUGACUUUGUCGAGUGCACCUUGAAGGGUGUGAGCCUCCUGCCAGGGGCUUCUCUUGCCAUCGGUGAACAACGUCCGGCCAAGAAGGCGAUUCUCGAGUAUCUUCUGCGGCCGGCCUCCAACGACGGCAGGAACGCCGACAGUGGUGCCGUUGGUGGUGGGGUGCACAACCUGCUCCGUUUCUUGCGACGGCAGCCGGAGCACGCCAUGCGUGUACUCCUGUUCGCCCUCUCCGACGAAGGUCCGUGUAGUCCGUGGGGCGGCGCUGAUGGACUCUCUCGCACCCAGUUUGUGUCUAGUGUAUACUUCAUCUUGACUGGGGGCUCACGCACGCGGCCGCGCCACGCAGCGGAGAGCGACUUGCUGUCGGCGAGCGGCCAACGGCAGGGUCCGCUGGACCUUUUCCGCAUUGACGAUGAAUUGUUGAACCGUCUCCCGGCCCUGCGGACGCUGAGGGCAACCGAGCUGGCACAGCGCCCCUUCCCGCCGUACAUCGCUGUCCACACCUUCCUCGCUGGGGCCGCCAUCUUCAAUGAGCUUUUGCUCUCCACGGACGCCGACGAGCUCGCCAGCGACGAACCGGACCGGCCGCCUGUGCGCCUCGACGUGUGGCUUGACCUGGUCAUCCAAGACGUGCUCUUUGCGUUUCAGAGCGCCGAGAGAGUCGAGGAGCGGCGAGAAUUGCAGGAGCACCUGCUCCGUGUCCUCGCCCCCGACCUGCUUCCACCAUAUCGUGUCGCUGUGUUUCAGUCAGACUUCACGCGGCUUCGCAUGGCGCGCUGCCUGGCCGCCCUCCUUUGCAGGGAGCAGCGGUAUGCAGAGGCAAUUGCGUGCUACACGGACCCUAUGCAGAACUGUGUGGAUGCGCAGCUACAGCAAGACGUGUUCAAGAUGCUCCGUGACGAGAUGCAGCACUUGCAAGACCUAAGGACGCAAACAAUGAACCGCGCCCAGCAAGAGUCGAGUCGGAGCCAACGCCGUGGAGGCAGCGCGCUUGACAGCGAUCGCAAUGCCGCGUCGCUUGUGGGCGGAUCGGCCACGUCUGAGGUGGGCCGAGGCUUUGGCGACGACGUCGAGCAAUACUUCAGUGAGGAAUCCUCGUUGAUCGCGCCCACCGUUACGGCCACCGCCACAGCUCCUAUCGACGCUGCCAUCAAGUCCCUCCAGCUAGCGGUGAUGAGCCAGGUGGAGUUGCUCGUCCGCAUCGACGCGACUUCGCUCGCGCAGUUCGUCUUCGACUACUUGCCGUCGAACCAACGCGAGGUGAUGAAGCUACUUCGCGGGUCUAGCGCCGCCUUCAUGGACUACCUCGAUGAGCUGGUGACCCAAGGCGACCAGGCCGUAGCAAACGACAUGAACUUGCAGAAUACGUACAUUGAGCUCCUCUGCGAACAUGCUCCGCGGCGCGUGUACAGCUAUCUACAGGAAAAGGGCAAUCGAGUCACCUACGAUGUGCAGCUGGCGCUGCGUGCCGUGCGCAAACACCGCAUCGCCGACGCCGCCGUAUACUUGCUGGAAAAGGCGAUGAUGAUCGAAGAUGCGAUGACGGUGAUGCUGCGGGCCGUGCGCGAGCUGCUCGGUGCUCUUCGCGAAGAGGUUGUGACCCGCGUGACUCCAGCUGCGGAAGCAGCGACUGAGGCGCAGGGCGACCAAGACCGUAACGGACUUGCCCCGCUGCUCACAAGCACACCCGGUGCUGAAGCAGGUGAAGCGGCGACGCAGCGCGGAUGCAGGAGGCGCUCGACUCGCGGAAAGGAGGCCCCGCCGCUGACGUGCGAGCUCGCCAGUUUGGAUUCGGCGACUGAGCUGCGGCGCUUUGUCGGCAUCGGGGAGGAGCUGUGCCGUAAGCAUCAAGCCGAGCGUGUCGCUGGUGUGGCGUCGACCAGUGACGCCGCCACUCCUCUUGCAGUCGCAUCUUCGCGCACCUUUUCCUCCGCAAGGCACGGGUUUCCCGGUAGCUCUCCGCAGCACCCUGAGUACUGGUUUCGACUGCUUGAUGUCUUCAUGGUGCCGCGCCGGCUCUUGUGCGAGAUGAUGACGCAGGAUGAUCGGCUGCAAGCUCUCGACACAGCCCCGGUGCCAGCUCGGCCAUUCACAAGCAGCGACCCCACAGGUAUGAGCAACGAGCUAGAUGCCGCCGCUCACAUCGCCAUGGCGUCCUAUGCUGGUGCGGCAGCCGCGUCGCUGGCAAACCCGCCCUCUGCUGCGGGGCUACCGCAGCACUUGGCGAACUUGACCACACCCCUCAGCAGAGAGCAGAGACGGUGCGUCGAAGCGCUUGUCGCGGUCUACACCCAGUACACCUCGAGCAUUCUGCAAUCGAUGAUGCGGACCCUCGACGUCGCCGUCGUCGUGAGCAAGGUGGUGCAAGACCACAAGAACGGGACAUUUUGCGCCCUCAAGCCCGUUCUUUUGGAUAUGAUGGACACCCUCAGCUUCGACCUGGAGGUAAGCCGUCUGUGCAAGCUUGCGACAGAGCGUGACGUGAUGCUGCGGGGGCGCGAGCUCUAUCAGAUGCUAAACAGGAGCGUUGUGCCACAGUCGGACUGCUGUGCCUUUUGCCACAUUAACCUCCGUGAGCCGCCUCUGCCGCAGCCAGCGGGAGACGAGGUGGACGCUGCUGCCACUGUCGGUCUUGUACCUUCGGCAGUUUCUGUGUACACGUGUGGGCACACCUUUCACACGGUCUGCGCUGCGCAGGCGAUGGGGUCGCGCCAGGGGUGCGGGAUUUGCAUGCAGAGCAGGUGUUCUUCUGGCAAGCCCGGAGAAUACGAGGUUUAUGGCAACACCAGUGGUGCAUCAGCCGCGCAGCCUUCCACAAGCGGCGGCGCAGCUGCCGACCGCGCAGGGCACGAGGACCAUGCCGACCCUGUGACCACCGUGGUCAUGCGGGCAGCGGAAAGGACCAUCGACGUGGCUCGCAUGCAGCGCCGCGUGCGCCAGACGAAAAUGAAGAUGGACCACCCCGAAGACUUCUACUCUGUGCUGCAGUCGCUGCUGGCAUGGGACACCUCGGCGUCCGACUCUUCUCUCGGCAAAGCGGGACCUGGUGGGACGAGAGACGGGUCAGGCAACCGGGUACUUGCGCCGUCUCCAUCAGUUCCUGCCGUGGCUGGCCAGGCGCACGGGCCCGUGACAGGCGGGGUGGCAACCAUGCAGGACAAGGUCCUCGACACCCUCACUGAUGCGGAGAUCCUGGAGCUGUUUGGCGGGGUCUGA
Leishmania major strain Friedlin is the source of this 6345-nucleotide messenger RNA. RefSeq lists its product as hypothetical. The record is from RefSeq and is a predicted model, not a curated record. Gene Ontology annotation, biological process: protein targeting to vacuole; endosomal vesicle fusion. The coding region runs from base 1 to 6345 and encodes 2114 amino acids. NCBI's taxonomy places the organism in Eukaryota, Euglenozoa, Kinetoplastea, Trypanosomatida, Trypanosomatidae. Gene Ontology annotation, molecular function: protein binding. The transcript has a single exon. Gene Ontology annotation, cellular component: late endosome; HOPS complex.